Messenger RNA from Onychostoma macrolepis, 3452 nucleotides. RefSeq names its product GTPase IMAP family member 4-like. The record is from RefSeq and is a predicted model, not a curated record. The transcript has 2 exons. Bases 16 to 1620 code for a protein of 534 amino acids. NCBI's taxonomy places the organism in Eukaryota, Metazoa, Chordata, Actinopteri, Cypriniformes, Cyprinidae. Gene Ontology annotation, molecular function: GTP binding.
UAACUUACAUGAAGCAUGUCUGUAAAUAAAUACAAAUGCAUUUAUUUUUCAUUGUAUACACUCAGUAAGCACCAGUCUCAUCUGUUGCAUCAUCGUUUGAGGUCGAGUUUCGUUUCUGCUGAAGUCCCGCCUCACAAAACUACAGUCCAACAUCAUUACAAACCCGUCACAAACUCACAGAGGAACCAAACCACACGACAUGGCCAACCAAGGAUUACGUCACUACGGGCAGAUGUCCAACAGAAGCUCAAAUCAGGAAACAGACCAAAGCAAAGUGUUUGUUCUUCUCCUCAAACUCGGAUUCCUCCCAACACGAUUACACAGGGUUCACCUGGCAGCGAUCCGCUCGCAGUAAAUCCAGCUCUGAAUGAACUGAGACUGGUUCUGCUGGGAAAAACCGGUGCGGGGAAAAGUGCAACGGGAAACACAAUCCUGGGAAACAGAUGCUUUAAUGAUGAAUUGAGCAUGAGUUCAGUCACUAAAGAGUGCAGGAGAGAAUGUGGAACGGUGGAAGGACGAAAGCUCGUUCUUGUAGACACACCUGGGUUUUUUGACACUGACUUAACAGAAGAACAAUUAAAACAAGAAGCAAUUCAUUGCCUGUCCUUGUGUUCUCCUGGUCCUCAUGUGUUUCUACUCGUCAUACCGAUAGAACGAUAUACAGAGGAGCAGCAGCGCACCGUACAAAUGAUUCUGGAGAUGUUUAAUGAGGACAUCAGCAAUCACAGCAUCCUGAUCUUCUCACACGCCGACAGACUCAGAGGAGAAUCCAUCGAAAGGUUCGUUUCGAAACAAAAUCAAAAAGUUCAAGACCUCGUGGAGAGAUUUGGGAGGCGUUUCAUUGCCUUUGACAACACAAACCCUACAAACCGAGAACAAGUGAGUCGACUCCUGCAGAAAGUGGACGAGCUUCUGGUCAUGAAUGAGAAUCGUUACUUCACUAAUGAAGUUACAGAGGCAAUGCAGAAAGCCCAGAAGAUAAUAGAAGAGAGAAUGCAAGCUGUAAUGGAUGAAAGAACAAGAAAAAUAAAGGAGGAGGUCAGAAAAAUGGCUGAUGUUCGUUGGCGUGCGUUUAUUUCUGACAUGAAUGAAGAGAAGCAAGAAACUGAACGAAGAAGAAAACGCAUUCAAGACAGGAUUGAUCGGAUAAAAAUGGAUAUAAAGAAGGAAGAUCAGAACGUGCGGCCGAUUCUAGAAAGAUUGAGACGGUUCAGAGCGUCUCUGCAGAAGGAGCUGGAGAACAUGAUACAACUGGAAGAAAGACGGAUGGAGGAGGAGAGAGAGAGAAAGGAAAGAGAAGAGAGAGAACAGAAGGACCUGGACAUCUGGAUGCAAGAAGAGGAGCAGAGGAGACUGAGCGAAGGAGGACAGAAGAAUCUACUUUCUCUAUAUUGCAAUAAAAAAAAGCUGAUGUUUAUGUUGACCAUGUAUUUGCUUGGCCUUGGAACUGGAUUUGCACCCGCUCUCUUAGCGAUCCUGUUCCCUGCAGCUCCAGCGGUGGAAGCUGGAUUGGCAGCAGGAUUAUUGACCAACUUGUUAGCUGCAGAAGGAUGGGGUUUUGUUUGGGUCGCCGCUGGAGUCGCCAAAGCUGCAGUCCUGACCCACUGCUCCAUCCAGUGACCCGUUCAAAACUGAAAAUCAAGAUGAGUUCACAACUCCAGCAGCCUUACAAAGACAUGUGAACAUAUACAUUCAUUUUCCUAAAUGCAUCCCACUUUAUAAAUCACAGUUCAUCUUAAAGGGUUGCAGCUAACAGGGAAUGUUCUCAGGCUAUGGCUAACAUUCUGGCAAGAUUCUCAUAGUUAUGAAUAUGAACAAACAUUAUUUUUGUACAUUCAAAUUUGCUUUUUGUGAUCAUACACUUUUCCUAUCUGUUUGUAAGAUUAGAAAACUGCAUUCACUACAAUAUUUGUCUAUACAUGAGAAGGCAUAUCAAACAUGUAUGGGGACUUUGGGCUUUAUUGUGUAAAGUAAUGAAGAAUCUAAGAAUCUAAUCUGACUUUUCUAGCAAUCUCUCUGUGUGUGUGUGUGUGUGUGUGUGUGUGUGUGUUGAUUCAAGAGAAAAACCAUAUCUUGAUUUUUUUGUUUUUGUUUUCUUUCACAUUUAUUUAAUAUCAUUUAUUUGGUUUCAAUUUUAUUGCUUCUUAUUUUACUUUUUGCGAUUAUGUCCAACUAUAUUAAUCUAAAUAAAGGGAAGGCAUAUCAAUGUAUAUUGUGUCUCUGGACUUUAUAUUGUGUUGUACCGUAAGGUAUAUUAGCCUAUAUUUCAUAGAUUUUACUUAAAUAAUUAUGAAAUAAGCUUAAAAAACAAUAGGUUUUUAAACUAAGUCCCUAAAUUAGUUGUUUACGCUUGUUUGUGAUUAAUUUCACACUUAAAAUAGCUUUAGAUUGAGUAGCAUGUUCAGAAUAAUUUGAGAGACGCCACACACAGCUGUGUAGCUGUAGAUAUUCUAAUAUAUUAUUACUUGUUUUAAAAUGUGCAGUGAGUGAUUUUUCCAGUUCAAAUGGACACUAAAAAAUUAAAAAGCAAUCUGAAAACACCUAAAGUACGUGUCAUACAGAAGCCCUAUGAUGUAUGAAUGUGAGUGGAAAGCAAGGAUGUGUAUUUCUGCAGUCUGUGUGUGUUUUCAGGGAUGAGCAGCGUUCAUGAGCUGAUCACACCACAUCACAGCUCCGCCUCUGUUAAUCUUUACUCGUCAACUUUUGGCUUUACAAUAUUUACAUUUCAGAGACAAAGUGUUUUUGGAACAUGUUCACAUGAAACAAACUAACACACACAAACAGUCAUGCACUGCUGCUCCUGUCAUUGCAUUAAUAUUUAAUAUGUAUUUAUAAUGUCCAAAUGUCUUAAAUAUGAUUUAUUUAACACUAAGUUAAACAAGUGGGACAUAAUACAAUCAUUAACAUGUCCAGUAAAAAAAUAAAUAUUUUAAUAUAAAUUUAUACAACAGUUCUUUCUGGUCUUUGAAUCUGAUUGGCUGAGAGGUCUUUCCACCAAUAUCACACAGGUACCGUUUUACCGUUUGUAUCACUCCGCAUGUAGUUUUAGAAAUAAUACUGUUUUUGUGUCACGAAAUGUAUAGUUUUAAGAGUUUUUUAUGUGAGAAUGUACUUGUUUAAAUUUCAAAUAUGCGGUUUGUUAAUAAAGAUAAUGUCUAUUUUAAAAUUUGUUUUGCUGUUUUCGGAGAUGUGAGCUCCAGGGCGUCUGCAGUCCUUCUGCGCUCAUAAACCCGCGGAGAGAGCGCCUCACCUCGGCCAGAUCUUCUGGAAUUUACUGCUGCUUCUGAUGUCUCUAUAGUGGUUAAACAUGAGAUAUAAUUUGUUUGGGUAAAUCUAACGGGCAGUCUUUGGUCUCACUAAUCUAUUACUUGUUCCAGAGCAAAUAGUUUUGGUUGAGGGCAAAAUCUUAUCAUGUUAUAUUUUGAUAUAAAUUUUAUUCUGUAUAUCAGAGC